Poeciliopsis prolifica (blackstripe livebearer) is the source of this 2698-nucleotide messenger RNA. RefSeq names its product kelch-like protein 41b. Bases 560 to 2380 code for a protein of 606 amino acids. The record is from RefSeq and is a predicted model, not a curated record. Lineage: Eukaryota; Metazoa; Chordata; Actinopteri; Cyprinodontiformes; Poeciliidae. The transcript has 6 exons. Gene Ontology annotation, molecular function: protein binding.
GUAUUCCUCUUGAAGUGAAAUAUCUACUCUUGAGGUGUCUUGGGUCACUUCAUAGGUGAUUUUUAACUCCAUGCGGACUGGAAAAUUAAUUGAUGUCUAAAGAACAGCACAUAUUUUUGAGUAUGACAGCCAGUGCUCUGAAUAUCCUCUCACUCUUGUGUAACUUUAACUAUACGGGAGCUAUUUAGGGGGCUUUGACAGCAUUGUCUUUGCUGUAAAUGAACCACAUGACACUCUGGAGCUGAAUCAUGGUGGCGUGUCUCCAGCCGAAUAUCCCAGCAGUUGCUACUUUCAGUCUGCAGCAGCAGGUGCUGGAGUCCAGCACUGGGGCUGUUCUCUGAUUUGCCCCAUUGAGAUUCCACUGAAGCAUGCUGGGGCUAGGGGGAGCUAUUUUUAGAAUGGGGGUGGAUUGAAUUGCUCGGUCUUCACACCAGGAACCCUUUCUCUGCUCAGCCUUUUCUAGCCAGGACUUACUGCCAAAAGGACCUUUGGCGACCAUCUCCUUCCGUUGUCCGUAGACACUUUUGUUUUGGUGCCCUUACCCCUCUUUGACCAAGCUAUGGACCCCGAUGCCAUCAAGGAGGAGCUGCGGCUGUUUCAGAGCACUCUGCUCCAAGACGGGCUGAAAGAGCUUCUCAAUGAGAACAAGUUUGUGGACUGUACCCUGAAAGUCGGCGACCGUAGUUUCCCAUGCCAUCGGCUAAUCAUGGCCGCAUGCAGCCCUUACUUCAGGGAUAUCUUCUUCACUGAAGAUGGAAAGGAGGUGGAAAACACCAAAGAGGUAGUCCUAGAUGACAUCAACCCCUCUGUCCUGGACAUGAUCAUCCAAUACCUCUACUCAGCUGAGAUUGAUCUCACUGAUGACAAUGUGCAGGAUAUCAUCGCUGUGGCAAACAGAUUCCAAAUCCCUUCUGUCUUCACAGUCUGCGUCAAUUAUCUUCAGAAGAAACUCUCGCUGGGUAACUGCAUGGCCAUCUUCAGGAUGGGCCUGGUCCUCAGCUGUCCCAGACUUGCCGUUGCAGCACGAAAUUUCAUUGCAGAUCGCUUUGAGCUUCUCCACAAGGACGAGGAAUUCCUCAAGCUUGCGGCCCAUGAACUGUUCGCCGUCAUUGGCGGGGACUCGCUGAACGUUGAGAAAGAGGAGCUGGUGUUUGAGGCGGUCAUGGCCUGGGCCCGCCACGAUAAGGAGAAACGUGUUAAGGUCCUGAAGGACGCCUUCAACUGCAUCCGCUUCCGACUGAUGCCGGAGAAGUACUUCAAAGAAAAAGUGGAGAAUGACGAGAUCAUUAAAGCUGACCCGGAUCUCCAGAAGAUGAUCCAGGUCAUCAAGGACGCCUUCAUGGGGAAACUCCCCGACAAACCUGUGAAGAAAGAGGGUGAGGAGGGAGCAGGCAAGGAAGGAGAGGACGAAGACAGCCCAUUCCCCGGUUUCCUCAAUAACGACCGCAGACAUGGCAUGUUUGCUCGCGACUUCGUCUUGAUGAUCAAUGACACAGCAGCGGUGGCGUACGACGUCAACGAGAACGAAUGCUUCCUCGCUGCUAUGUCAGAGCAGGUCCCCCGUAACCACGUGAGCUUGGUGACGCAACAGAACCAGCUCUUCAUCAUUGGAGGACUGUUUGUGGAUGAGGAUAACAAGGACGUGCCUUUGCAGUGCUACUUCUACUUGUUUGAUCCCCUCACAUCUGAGUGGGUUGCCAUGCCACCCAUGCCUUCUCCACGAUGCCUUUUCAACAUCGGUGAGAGCCAGAACCUGCUGUUCGCUGUGGCUGGAAAGGACCUGCAGACCAACGAGUCGCUGGACACUGUGAUGUGCUACGAUGUUGAGAAGAUGAAAUGGACUGAAACGAAAAAGCUCCCCCUGAAGAUUCACGGCCACGCCGUCGUGUCACACAAAGGGCUGAUCUACUGCAUCGGAGGAAAAACGGAUGACAACAAAGCGCUCAACAAAGUGUUUGUGUACAACCACAAGCAGUCUGAGUGGAGGGAGAUGGCCGCCAUGAAGACACCCAGAGCCAUGUUCGGAGCCGUCAUCCACAAGGGGAAGAUCGUGGUGGCUGGCGGAGUGAACGAGGAGGGCCUCACCGCCUCAUGCGAGGCCUACGAUUUCACAACAAACAAGUGGGAACCCUUCACAGAUUUCCCCCAGGAGAGGAGCUCCAUCAACCUGGUGAGUACCGGCGGCCUGCUGUACGCCGUGGGCGGCUUCGCCAUGGUUCAGAUGGAGAACAAGGAAGUGGCUCCCACAGAGGUCACCGAUGUCUGGCAGUAUGAGGAUGACAAAAAGCAGUGGAGCGGCAUGCUGAGGGAGAUGCGCUAUGCGGCAGGCUCCUCCUGCGUGUCCGUCCGCCUCAACGCCGCCAGGAUGCCCAAGUUGUAGACGGAACCACUUUCCGUCUCGGGGCCUAUUUAACAGCUUCCAAAGACCCUCUCCUCCUCCUCCUCCUCCUCUUCCUCUUCAUCUUCUUCCUCCUGUGAAAUGCUUCUAAGGCGCUCGGUUGAUCUUUGACAUUAAUAUUUUUUUUUCUGAUUUUUAUCUGUACAAUCAAAGCUCCUUUCAGCUGCUGCUUCAAAGACGCCUCAUCCCCUCAGUGUUAAAAAAAAAAGUCACAAUUUAGUUGGCUCUCCAAAUCUCUGUUUACACAAUUUUAGCUCGUCUUUUGUAAAAAAAAAUAAAUAAAAAAAACCUUCUUCUUGC